Molecule: messenger RNA, 4572 nt
Organism: Mercenaria mercenaria
Lineage: Eukaryota; Metazoa; Mollusca; Bivalvia; Venerida; Veneridae
Exons: 3
Coding region: 138-1166 (342 amino acids)
Source: RefSeq, a predicted model, not a curated record
GUUAGCAAAUUGAAACGUCUUAACUAAAUUGUUAACAAGUUAACAAUGAAAGGUACAUUGUCGAUAUAAGUUAUUGUAAGAAAGCUUUCCUGGUGAAUUCUUAUAGAGCUAGUGCUGGUUCUUUAACAACGAGAAAUAUGACAACUUCUGAAUCUGACAUAUACCUUACUCUUUCAACGGUCAGAGAUACGAAUGCUGCAGAGGAAACUGCGAGGUAUUCAACUAUAAAAAAGAUGCCGUGUUGCAGUGGGUGUUGCGGAGGGAACGGAUAUACACGAAAUUGCACGGUCUAUGUUAUCGUUAUAGUUGCGGCUAUUCUAACUGUAGGAAGUGGCAUAUCUAUGUUUCUGGUUGGAAGUAGAACGGCCAAAAUUGAAUGUAAUCUGGUCUUACCAAAUGAUUACGCUAUCAACGGAAGACAUGGAUAUGAACAGGAAAACAAAUUGGAUUCUAAAAUUCCUACAAAACCUUCAACCCCAUCGCAGACGACAAAAUCUGCAGGAACAGUGAAAACAACACGAACAUUAUCAUCAACUUUGGAAACAACAACAAAACGAACUCCUGAAACAGCAGCGAAACAAAAUGAUACGCUUAAAGCCGUUCCAGCAAUCACAACUGUUUUCACCCGAUGGGGAAGAUCUGUAUGCACAAGUGAUUCCAACAUGUUAUACUCCGGUUACACAGCUGGUAUUCACACGACAUCGCUUAGCGGAACAUCAAGUAUCCUAUGUCUACCAAGGAACCCGGAGUAUGCAAAAGCCCAUUCUCUGAGCUAUAUAAACAGUGAAAUGUAUAGUGUUGAAUUUGCGGCUUUUACAGAAGACUUGCUGGCAAUAUUUGGUAACUCAAGCAUAAAAGAACAUGUCCUCCCGUGUGCGGUAUGCGAGGUCGUUGGGCGUGGAACAAGUACAAUGUUUCCUGCACUAACAAAAUGUUUUCAAGGAUGGACAUUUGAGUAUUCUGGAUAUCUCAUGUCAGCUCCAAUUAACCGAAAAAUAAACAUUGAUACAAAAUGCAUUGACAGUGACCCAGAAGCUCUAGAUAUAGAAGUUUCAAGGUAUCUGCACUAUGAAGCUGAAUUUGCUUUUAUAUCAAGUAAAGGAAAGCUGCCGGCACCACCAUAUGUUGUAAAAAGAGCACUUACUUGUGUUGUCUGCACCAAAUAAUUUUUUUCAGAAGUAAGCCAAUUUAUUCGGAUACUGUUGUUACCAAGUGAUUAACAUUAACUUCUUAUGCUUUGUUCCCGGUCAAUCCAGUGGUUUGACUGUUCUCAGUCAUUCUUGUGUCAUGAUUAUGAGGCUAAAGUUUUUCAUCAGAAAUUGAAGAGACCAGAGAUCGAACGAAAAACUCAAAUACUUAUGUUGCAUGACAAAAAAUAAAAACUUCUUUCUUUUUUCUUUUUUUAUAAUCACAACAGCGGACAUUCAGUGUCUUGAGUUGUGUUAGCUGAAAAAGAAUACCCCUAUCUAUGUCCUAGUAUUGUAAUAGAUUGACUGAUUCCUAGGAAUCAUUGAGUUCUGUAUACGCGGCUUGUGAUCCAUGGGUCGCCGACUGGUUCUACAUUUUGAUCCUGUAUUUGACUUUCCAAUCCUAAUGGAAAUCGAAGUUAUGUAUGAGAGUUUUGCUUCUCUUGUCCACCUUUAUCCUAUCAAUGUUGAAGGUUAUGCUUUGACUGGUUAUUGAAUUUCAUUUUUCAGAGUGUCUAAGCUCUUAUUUCGUCUUCUAUUCGUAAGGGUUAAGAUUUUGGCCGUACAUUUCUGAACCGUCCGCGAGAUUGUAGUGUUCCCGUUGGACCUAUUACUGAUACACAAUUAUUUUUGUUGAUAGACAUUCCUUUUAUCAGUAUUUUCUAUUAGGGGAUAUUAAAUAUCUGCCGAGGUCGGGCCGAUAUAAUUCCUAUUUGCAGCCGAAAUUGAAGCCGAUAUCGGGCCGUUAUAGACGACGACGUCAGUUUGAUAUCGGGCCGAUAUAGAAUGCUGGCUGGGUAUUCACCAAAGGGUAAGAACAUAAAUGACAUGUAACACAUAUUGUAACUCGACCAGCAAAUAACCUACAUACAUGUAGAGCAAAAUCUAUCUCGGGUUUUUCUGCAAUAACCCACGCGCGUGCAAUGACGUCAUCCUAUCCAGGUGCGUAGCACGGUCGUAAAAAGUAGUUACCAUUUUUGCUAACACUGUUGAUACUAUAGUAUGUCGUGUUAGAAUCGAAAUAACAAGUUCCCAAGUAUGAUUUAUCGUAGAAUAACCCGAGUUUUUCGUUCUUAUGCGGAACAAUAUAUCACUCAGGCCUACGGCCUUCGUAAUAUAUUCUUACGCAUAAGAACUUAAAACACGGGUUAUUCUACGAUAAACCACGUUUGGGAACUUAUUAUUUCUUAAGUAAAGCGGUAUAAGUUAUCGAUGAAUUUAAACGAAUGUAUGGCCCAAAGGAUAUUACGUUGGUUUAACAAACUUGCUUAACGAAGUUCGAGCCUUGGCAAGUUAACAUUGUUUAAAAAAAAAUAAUCGUUUGUUUCAAUUAACAUUGCACGAGAAAAUUGUGCUCUUCAUAUUAUGGAGGAAAUAAAAGUAUCUAUCUAUCUAUUGAAAAAUCAUCAAAAAUAUUCAUUCAUUUUGCGUCGAGAGAAGACAAAUAACUCGAAUUCCUAUACAUCAUCUGACUCUGAGACUGACACAGCUGAAGGGUCGGCAACAGACACAGCACGUGAAGUUGAAAUUAUGUGACAUGAAUUUAACUGAAAUAAAAGUAGCAAAAUAUAUCAUAAAUAUAGAAAUAAUGAAAAAUAUGUAAAACCUUAUUAUUAAAAUAUAUAAAAUGGCUUUCAAAAAGAGUCUUCAAAGAUUCUUGACUAAAAUAAAAUAAAAUGUAUACUAAUGAAAAAAAACAUGGUCUAUUUCUUGUCCGUUCCAUAACUCUUCCAUUCGAUGAAGAGAUUUUAAAAUUACUUGGCAUAAACGUUCCUUAUAUUGAGAUGACGUGUCAGACGCCAGACCAAGACCCCUAGCUUCAAGGUCAAGGUCACACUUAGAAGUCAAAGGUUAACAUUGUUUGUUUCUUGUACGGUCAAUAACUCUGCCAUUCAUCAAGGGAUGUUAAAAUUACUUGUCACAAUUGUUCCCUAUAAUGAGUUGGUGUGUCAUGCUUAAGACAAAGACCCCUUAGCUCCAAGUCAAGGUUACCUUUGGAGAACUUUUUUUAUCUGGUCACAAAAUAAUUCAUACCUAAACUAUUCUGGCAUAUUUUGCGCAGACAACUGUAGCAUUCUUGGGCACACUUUGGGUGCGUUUGGUGCUAAUAGUGACAGCUCUUGUUUGAGGUUCAAUUUGAAAUACUUAGUAUAUUUUGAGAUUUAUAUAGACUUGUACAUUUCCCUAUAAAAUGUCAAGGUCAGUAGUGGCUGUUUGUCAAGUUACCUUAAAGACACACCACAAAAUAACUGUAUUCUUCUGUAUUUCCAUGAUGGUAAUUAUACAUUUUUUUGCACAGAGACAAUAAGAAAUAGCAAGUAUUUAGUUACAAAUUGACAGUGACAUAUAUAGAUAGAUAGAUAUUUUAUUGAACAAAACGUCAUAGACUAAGGCUAAGACAAUGUGUUUAAUGUCUAAAUAUAUUAUUAAAUUAAUGUUGUAGUAAGCACAGUACUUUUUUAAGGUGAGUUUAGACCACACUUUGUUUCUACAGUGUAUGAUAGUUAUUAUUAUAUGUUUAUAAAACUAUACUGAGAAAAGAAUGGCUGAAUAAGUUUGAAGAUGAAGUUGUGAAAACAAGGCUUAAAUUGUCCACCUGUCAAUGUGCAGAAUACUAGUAGCUGUAUUAUACCAGUAUUACCAGAAUUAUUUGCACCAAGUUCGUGUGGGAGGAAAAAGUAGGUCACUAGGUCGAGGUGGGUCUUUAACACUUCAAGUAAUUUCUUGAAUACCGAUGGUUAAAAAUAAAUAUUAUUAACGGUUUAUGCGAAUGCGAUCAUGUUACACACUGAUAGCCACACGAGAAAUACAUGCUACGGUGUUCCGUUGGGGCCAUCGCAGUUUCGCGUUGUCGUCCUAAGGGCGAAAUCGCAAAAACACGAUAUUUUUACGCGAAAACGCGAUAUUUUGACGCGAAAACACGAAGCAAAAAAUAUCGCGUUUUCGCGCUGUUAAUAUCGUGUUUUCGCAUUUUCGCCCUCGAUCUACCAUCGUCUUUUCGUAUUUUCGCCUUCGUGACAAGUAGGGCGAAAACGCGAAAACACGAUAUUGAUAGCGCGAAAACGCGAUAUUUUUUGUUUUCGCGUUUUCGCCCUCUCAACUGCAAAGGCGAAAGCGCGAAAACACGAUGUUUUAAUAUCGUAAUUUCGCCUUUCGGUUGGACUUGUGCAAACGCUUGCAAGACAUUUCGAGAGACCGUAAAUUCGACCCCGAUACAUUUCAACCCCAACUCCUUGGACAUUUCAACCUUAAUCUAAUCCUUUUUUCGACACCUAUUCUGUGAUAUGCAUGGAGGUUAAAAUAUGUAGCAGUGUAGUUAUUAAUCCAUUUUAGAGUUAAUUGAUAAAGAUAAUAUGUAUAACAUGUAAUAGAAUGGUGAAAUCGG